Molecule: messenger RNA, 1714 nt
Organism: Liolophura sinensis
Lineage: Eukaryota; Metazoa; Mollusca; Polyplacophora; Chitonida; Chitonidae
Product: carbohydrate sulfotransferase 1-like
Exons: 5
Coding region: 72-1313 (413 amino acids)
Biological process (GO): sulfur compound metabolic process; N-acetylglucosamine metabolic process
Molecular function (GO): N-acetylglucosamine 6-O-sulfotransferase activity
Source: RefSeq, a predicted model, not a curated record
GUACAACACAAGUCGAGUUCCACGUUGUCAUAUUCGCCAGCAUGUGUUGAGGAAGAGUGAAGGAAAUCGCUAUGAGGAGACUACUACGGAAGCAUGGGCGGAUCUUCGCUAUCCUCAUCGCUGGCGUUCUUCUAUACAAUCUAAUUGCCCAUGAGGUCGUCCAAAUCAAAGUCAAUCUCGGUGUUGUCGAGAAACAAAGACAAGGUGGUAUGUUGGAUGAAGCGUUUGAUACCAGGCCUAGAUUACUGAGCUUGAAAUCGGCCGGAAACACAUCGGAAAUCGUCAAGGAGAAAACAUACAAGCAGUUUUCAGCGACUAAAAUCCACGAUGAUGGUGUUCGUAAGGUUAUUAUAGUCGCCUACUAUCGCGGAGGCUCCAGUUUGACAGGCGGUUUAUUCAACUGGAACAAGAAAUCUAUGUACUACUUUGAGCCUCUUCACUACCUGUAUCAGAGCGCAGUCCUGCGCGGACUGCCAUUGAACUACUAUAAUGGAACACAAGUAAUGGCUCCGUCACGUAGUCACGAACUCCCGUAUGUGUACCAGAUUCUCACUGGACUCCUGUCAUGUGACUUUAAUCAUGUCGACAUCGGUUCAUUGACUGGCGGCAUGGGGCCGAUGUCUGGUGAACUGAUUGCAAAGAUCAGAGCUUGUCAGACAGGACAUCAUCAGGACAUAAAAUAUUUGAGAGAAGUGUGUUUGAAAAAUCUCCGGGAAGGUUGCUUGAAGCGCGAAAUAAGAGUGGUGAAGGAGAUUCGGUUGCCAAUGGAAAGCACUCAGGCUUUGUUGAAGUCUUUUCCCAGUUUAAAACUGAUACAUGUCCUUCGCGACAGCAGAGGCUUAAUCUGCUCCCAGUCUGGAAGUUGCAAAAUGAAACCAGACAGAAUCCUCCAGACUUGCGCUCGGCUCUCUUUGGACAUAAAAUGGAGGCAGAAACUACAAAACAAGUUCCCAGAUCGAAUCAUGAUGCUUCGCUACGAAGACUUGGCCGUCAAUCCAAUCCCCACUGCCAAGGCAGUAUACAAGUUUCUGAAUUUAACAUUGCCUUUGGAAGUAGGGAGGUCGCUAUAUAAUGCCACUAGGAAAGGUCACGAUCAAAUGGGCAUGCUGUCUAUCGUUCGACCAGACUCUAUAGCAACUGCGUUAAAAUGGAGAAGGAAAAUACCGUGGGAGACCUUGUUGGCAGUGCAAAAAUAUUGCCGAGAGCCCCUGCUGAGCGGCAACUAUCCGUUUUACUCCAAGGAAAAACAUCUCAGGGAAGAAAAGCUCUCAAAAAGAAGAGACCGAAAGGUGGAUAAAAAAUAUGCUGUGUAAUGAUAUAAGAAAUAUAAUGCCAGACUAAAUGAUUCGGAAUUUGGAAUUUGUAUAUAGUUAGCGGCUCCAAACGGUCAGCUCUGAGGAAGGCCAAACCAUAAUAUGCAAUAUAACAAACCACCCAGUCCCCAGAUCCUUGAAGCCCACUUAGACCUCAUGCCCCGGAAGUUGACUUAGAACCAAGCCCCCAUGCAGCCGACUUAAAUCCUACACCCCAGGGUCAUUUAUCUGACACCAGGAUCUUGCAGCUGGCAGACCUCUGAUCCAGAAUCAUGACGCUGAAUUAGACCCCCAGAUCCAAGAUCAAGCAGCUGACUUCAUACAGUUGACUUCAUGCAGCUGACUUCAUACAGUUGACUUCAUGCAGCUGACUUCAUGCAGCCGCAAGCCCCACCAUCAUG